GGUUGCCCUCCCACUCACUCAGGACUAGUGAGUGUGUGCUCUUUGCAGACCCAGGUCCUACCCUGCCUCGGCCCUGACCGCACUGCUCCAGUGACAAAGCGAAGAUUGGAAGGUUAACCAGGCCUAGAGAGAAGUGCUGCAUGGUCCCACAGCCCAGUUGGUGUAUGACCUGUUGUGUGCAGAAAACAAGUUUCCAGUAUCACACAGCUCACCACUAAAUUCCCAUUCUUCAUCGCUCCGCACAGUGCAUCCACCUCUCCCCAGACUGUCUGUUUCUUUGUUUUUUUCUGUCAUCAUUCCACACAUAUAUUCUCCACGUCGUCCAGCUUGUUCCAUGACUUCUGGCCUAUCACCAUGGCGUACAAAUCACGCUUUUCAUUCUGGGAGCAAAAGGUCAAAGUCAAGCCAGAUUCUGAUGUAGAUAGUACUCAACCUCAGGCAGUCACUAAACCUGAGCUAGACACUGGAAGUGGUCCACAGCCAACUGCAUCAGCAGCGGUAGAGUCCAGCAGUAACGCUGACAUGGGAGGCCCGGACUCUCCGAAGGAAGAGCAGAGCGGUAAAAAGGUGGUGAGGGUCGUGCGAAGAGUUGUUAGACGUGUGGUUCCUGGUGGGGCUGAACAGCAGAAUCAGCCGGCUGUUUCUGAGGCUGCCAGGGCCGCAUCUGUUGCAGAGUCUGUGCCCAAAACCAUCAAAAACACCAGGGAGGACAAGGAUGAUAUCUCCAUGGGCCUGACCAGCCUAAUGGGCAGAAGUAGAACCAAAGAACACCGACCUCGCACCCGCACCCAGGACCGCAAAGAGGACACGAAAGAAGAGGUGAAGCAAGAGGAGGAGAAAGAAAAAGUGGAGGAAGAGGAAGAAAAACCUGCCGAGGAGGCCACAUCCACGUCCACGUCCGUGCCCACUGCCACAGUGCCAAACCCUGCACCACCAAAGUCUAACCUCUUCAGCCCUCCAGCUACGUUCCUCCCUGCUUUCAAACCCGACCCAUUGUCCCCGCCUGCUGGUUUCAUCCCUGCUCCUAAACAGAAUCCGUUGACUCCUCCACCUGGUUUCAUCCCUGCCAAAAUAUCCAGUCCGGUGCCCCCUAAACCGAAUCCCCUGGCAAGACCUCCAGGAUUUAUCCCUGUCUCAAAGACAGACCCCUUGGCUCCUCCUGCAGGGUUCAUCCCAAAGCCUCGUCUAUUUGCUGUAAAGAAACCAGAGGUAAAAGAGACAUCUUCCCCCCCUGUGGGCCCCAAUGAUAGGCCAUCCCCUGUUGUACUACCCCAGGCUCAGCCUGCACCAAAUAUACAGGUCCCGGAGCUGAUUCCCACUGAGGAAGAUUACAAGCGCGUGAGGAGGAUCUUCACCGUUUCUGACAAAGAUUGUGCCAGAGGCCACAAAUCCUCUCAGAGCAAGGUUGUUGAGGACCCCGUGGCCAUACUACAGGCAGCACACUCAGCUGCAACUAAGGGAAAGACUGAGGAGCAGAUAACAGCAGAGAAAGCCUGGUAUAACAAAGACAAAGUAUGGCUUGUCCACAAAGAUGGAUUUUCCUUGGCAACCCUCCUGAAGACAGAGGCAGGCAGUCUGCCAGAAGGGAAGGUGAAAAUCCGCCUGGAGAGUGAUGGAUCUUUAUUGGAUGUGGAUGAAGAUGAUAUAGAGAAGGCAAACCCUCCGAUGUUCGACCGCAUGGAGGACCUGGCCUCUCUGCAGUAUUUGAAUGAGUCGAGCGUGAUGCACUCCCUGAGGCAGCGGUACGGCGGUAACCUGGUGCACACCCACGCUGGGCCCAACAUGUUGGUCAUUAACCCCAUUAGCGCCCCUUCAAUGUACUCAGAGAAGGUGAUGCAAAUGUUCAAAGGCUGCAGGAGGGAGGACACUGCCCCUCAUAUUUACAGCAUGGCCCAGGCUGCUUACAGGAGCCUGCUGACCACUCGUCAGGAUCAGUCCAUUGUCUUGCUGGGCAAGAGCGGCAGUGGCAAGACCACCAACUGUCAACAUAUCAUCCAGUACCUGCUUACCGUUGCUGGCAGCACCAACAAAACAUUCUCCUCAGAGAAAUGGCAGGCGGUCUACACAGUUUUGGAGGCAUUUGGAAAUGCCUCCACAUGUAUGAAUGGAAAUGCUAGUCGCUUCUCCCAUAUUGUUUCUUUGGAUUUUGACCAGGCAGGCCUGGUGACCUCAGCCUCUAUCCAGACCAUGCUCCUGGAGAAGAUGAGGGUGACGAGAAGACCAGACGGAGAGUCCACUUUUAAUGUUUUUUACUACCUGAUGGCUGGAGUAGACAGUUCUCUCAGGACUGAGCUGCACCUUAACCACUUUGCAGAAAACAAUUCGUUCAGAAUGAUGCCUCAGACUAAGACUGAGGAUAAGCAGCGGGCCUCCCAGCAGUUUUCCAAACUGCAAGCAGCCAUGAAGGUUCUAGGGAUCAGCGGUGAUGAGCAGAGGGCUUUCUGGCUGGUUCUCGGGGCCAUCUACCAUCUUGGGGCUGCAGGAGCUACUAAAGCUGGCAGGAAACAAUUUGCACGUCAUGAGUGGGCCCAGAAGGCGGCCUACCUGCUGGGCUGCACCCUGGAGGAGCUCUCCUCCUCCAUCUUCAAGCACCAGGCCAAGGGCACCCUGCCCAGAGCCAGCUCCGUUCGCCAGGCUUCUGACGAAAAUGGCACAGCAGAUGCAGGAUCCAAGGCGACUGCCAUUGAGUGUUUAGAGGCCAUGGCAUCUGCACUUUACUCUGAACUCUUCACUAUCCUCAUUUCUUUUAUAAACCGGGCCUUGAAAUCCAGUCAGAAUUCCCUGUGCUCUCUGCUCAUCGUGGACACACCGGGCUUUCAAAACCCCCGUCUGGCAAAGCGCGAGUGCAGCGCAACCUUUGAGGACCUGUGCCACAACUACACUCAAGAGCGUCUGCAUACCCUCUUCUAUCAGCGCACCUUUGUUCAGGAGUUGGAGAGAUACAAAGAGGAGAACAUCGAGCUCGCCUUAGAUGACACGGAGCCCUGCACAUCUCUCUCUGUAGCAGUGGUAGACCAAGCUUCCAGCCAAGCGCUCGUACGGACAGGGCGAACAGAUGAGGCACGGGGUCUGUUGUGGCUGAUGGAGGAGGAGGCACUGCAGCCUGGGGGAUCAGAGGAAACCCUGUUGGGACGUCUCUUUAGCUACUACGGACCUGCUGAGGGCGAGAGUAAAGGUCACACAUUCCUCUUGAAGAGUGAAAAGGAAAAUCAUUUUCUGCUGGGCCACAGCCAUGGCACUGACUGGGUGGAAUACGAUGCCUGUGGAUGGUUGAAUUACGCCAAGCAGAAUCCUGCCUCCACCAAUGCUACAAACCUCCUGCAGGACUCCCAGAAGAAGAUCAUCAGCUCAUUGUUCAUGAGCCGAACGAGUGGAGCCACUGUUCUCUCUGGCUCCAUCGCAGGCCUCGAAGGUGUUUCCCAGCUGUCCUUGCGACGUGCCACUAGCAUGAGGAAGACCUUCACCACAGGGGUGGCUGCUAUCAAGAAGAAGUCCUUGUGCAUUCAGAUAAAGCUCCAAGUGGAUGCCCUCCUUGAUAUGGUGCGGCGGUCCAGGAUUCACUUUGUUCACUGCAUAUUGCCCAAGGCAGAUGCCCUCAAGGCUCUGAGUGGAUCCCUGUUCAAAGGAGGGGAAUGUGAUACUCAAGGGGAGACUGGAGAUCCCGGCUUAAUGCAGCUGGAUGUAGCUUUGCUCCGUGCUCAGCUGCGUGGCUCCAAGCUGCUUGAUGCUCUCCGGAUCUACAGGCAAGGUUACCCCGAUCACAUGGUUUUCUCUGAGUUCCGACGACGCUUUGACGUCCUGGCGCCACACCUGACCAAGAAGCACGGGAGGAAUUACAUUGUAAAGGACGAGAAGCGAGCUGUGGAGGAGCUACUGGAGUCCUUGGAUCUGGAGAAGAGCAGCUACCACAUGGGCCUGAGCAGGUUGUUCUUCAGAGCCGGCACCUUGGCUAAACUGGAGGAACAGAGGGACGAGCAGACCAAGCGUAAUCUGACCCUGUUCCAAGCUGCCUGUAGAGGCUACCUGGCACGGCAAGCCUUCAAGAAGAGAAAGAUUCAGGAUCUGGCAAUCCGUUGCAUCCAGAAAAACAUCCAAAAGAACCACGGCGUCAAGGAUUGGCCAUGGUGGAAGCUCUUCACCACAGUCCAGCCCCUCAUCAAGGUCCAGCUCACCGAGGAGCAAAUGCGGAGCAAAGACGAGGAGAUACAGCAGCAGAAAUCGAAGCUCGAGAAAGUGGAGAAAGAGAGAAAUGAGCUGAGACUGAACACGGAUCGAUUGGAGAGCAGGAUCGCAGACUUGUUGGCAGAAUUGGCUGAUGAGAGAAGCACGAGUGAGUCAGCAUCCCAGUUGCUGGAGACUGAGACUUCAGAGAGACUCCGCCUGGAGAAGGACAUGAAGGAUCUUCAGGCUAAGUUUGACGCCGUGAUGAAGCAGUUAGAAUCGCAGGAGAUGGAGGUGAUGGAAGCUCGACUCUUGAAAACAUCGGAGCUCAACGGGGAGAUGGACGAUGACGACGACGACGAUGCUGGAGGCGAGUGGCGGAUAAAAUACAACCGAGCCAUUCGUGAAAUGGACUUCACCAAGAAGAAACUCCAGCAGGAGUUUGAUGAGAAGCUGGACACGGAGCAGCAGGCCAAAAGACAUCUUGAGAGAAGACUGGCUGAUUUGCAGACGGAUAACGAGGAUGUGCAGCGCUCUGUGCAGCAGCUCAAGAAGAAGUGCCAGAAACUGACGGCGGAGCUGCAGGACACCAAGCUCCACCUGGAGGGCCUACAGAGCCGCAACCAUGAUCUGGAGAAGAAACAGAGGAAAUUUGACCUGGAGCAGAAUCAGGCUCAGGCCGAGGUACAAAGAGAAAAGAGCCAGAGGGAGAAGCUGGCUCGAGAAAAAGAUCUAAUGACUGGUGAGAUGUUUAACCUCCGCCAGCAGCUCCAGGACAAGGACAUUGAAUUGUGCGCAGCGAAUGUGAAGGUGCAGCAGCUGGAGGCUGAGCUCCAGGAUCUGUCCUCCCAGGAGUCUAAAGAUGAAGCCUCGCUGGCCAAGGUCAAGAAGCAGCUCCGCGACCUGGAGGCCAAGGUGAAAGACCAGGAGGAGGAGCUGGACGAACAGGCUGGAAGCAUCCAGAUGCUGGAGCAGGCUAAGCUGCGGCUUGAGAUGGAGAUGGAGAGGCAGCGACAGACCCACUCCAAAGAGAUUGAGGGUAAAGAUGAAGAGGUAGAGGAGAUUAGGCGGUCCUGCGGCAAGAAGCUGAAACAGAUGGAGGUGCAGCUGGAGGAGGAGUAUGAAGACAAGCAGAAAGUGUUGCGUGAGAGACGAGAGCUAGAGUCCAAACUGCUGAACACCCAGGACCAGGUGUGCCAGAGGGAUGUGGAGACGGAGAAGAGGCUGAAGAAAGACCUGAAGAGAACCAAAGUCCUUCUAGCUGAUGCACAGAUUAUGUUGGACCACCUGAAGAGUAACGCCCCCAGCAAGAGGGAGAUCGCACAGCUCAAAAAUCAACUGGAGGAGUCGGAGUUCACUUGCGCGGCGGCAGUGAAGUCUCGAAAGGGCAUGGAGAUUGAAAUAGAGGACCUGCAUAUCCAAAUGGAGGACGUGGUCAAGACGAAGCUAUCGCUGGAGGAGCAGGUCAGCCGUCUGCAGAGAGAGAAGAACGACCUGCAGUCCCGUAUGGAGGAGGAUCAGGAGGACAUGAAUGAGCUGAUGAAGAAACACAAAGCUGCAGUUGCCCAGUCUGCCAGAGACUCGAGCCAGAUCAGUGACCUGCAAGCCCAGCUGGAAGAGGCCACGAAGGAGAAGCAGGAGAUCCAAGAAAAGCUCCAUUCGCUGCAGAGCCAGCUAGAGUUCCAAGAACAGUCAAUGGUGGAAAAGUCUCUUGUGUGCCGUCAAGAGGCCAAGAUCCGUGAGCUGGAGACCAAACUGGAGUAUGAGAGGACACAGAUCAAACGCUUGGAGAGCCUGGUGGGUCGUUUGAAGGAGAACCUCGAAAAGAUGACAGAGGAGAGAAACCAACGCAUUGCUGCAGAAAACAGGGAGAAGGACCAGAAUAAGCGAAUGCAGAGGCAGAUAAGGGACAUAAAAGAAGAAAUGGGAGAGCUGUCCAAGAAGGAGGCCGAGGCGAGCCGCAAGAAGCACGAAUUGGAAAUGGACAUCGAGAGCUUAGAGGCGGCAAAUCAGAGCUUACAAGUGGACCUCAAGCUGGCCUUCAAGAGGAUAGGUGACCUGCAAGCUGCCAUAGAGGACGAGAUGGAGAGUGAUGAUAAUGAUGACUUAAUCAACAGUUUGCAAGACAUGGUGACAAAAUAUCAGAAAAGAAAGAACAAAACUGGGGAUGAGACAGAAACAGAUUCAGAGGUAGAGGACCGUGUGGAUGGAGUUAAGUCUUGGCUCUCGAAGAACAAAGGCUCCACAAAGACACUGUCAGAAGAGGGAAGCCUGAAGAGCACCAGCCCUCCCGUGUGCCCUAGACACCUGGGUCUUGGCAGAUCUGAUGAAGAGGAUGAGGUGGACAGAGACUCCAGCGGGCAGUCGCUGAGGCAGAGCGAUGGCGAAGGAACAUUGGCAGAGAGCACAUCGUAACCCAAACUCAGGUCACCUCGUGCUUUCAGUGACAUCAAACACACAGGAGGGACACUUCUUUUCCCACAACUAUACCACCACUUCUCAGCCAGCAGAGAAAGGCCGGAUGCUUCCAGAGGCAAGGACGGAGGAGAGGCACACAAAGAACACUAUUUAGAUAUUUUAGACAGGGCUUUUUAUCAUAUUUAACUUGAUGUUGCUUCCAUGAUUAAUAUGCUGUUUUUAAUUUAAUGCAACAUAUCGAAUAAGGUAGUCAAUACAGAACAUUGAAGCUGAGCGCUAUCAGAAGAACUUCCUGCCGAUACUUUAUUUAUAAGAGCCGCUUUUCAGGCAAAUUUAAGCACUCCUCUGCACUCUCCUCUCACUGUUCAGAUAGCUCUGCCAAGAGGAUUUAGAUAAGCCCGCUCUGGCUUCACUUCUCCAAGAAGGUCUGACCAACUAUUAAGACUGUUCUUAUCUCUUUUCCAUUAAUGUGGACUAGCGCAGUGGGAGGAAUUAACCCGUUUUCAAUUAAUUAUCUUACUGUAAGUUUACAUGUGGCUCUUGUCCCAAGUUGAGAUAUCCAUCAUUUGAACAAAGCGAUGCUAGGUCAUGAUUGCUGACAUCAAAGUAAAAUCAUUUUUUUCCAAUUUAAACCAAGCUGUUAGAAGUGGUAGAUAUGUCUGAAGUGUUGAGAAAUGGAUUUAAAGCAAAGUAUCUAAAAGUGUAAAUAUAGUUUACAGAUAUAAUAUAAUGUGGAAUCAAAGCCUUUACAUGAACGUGAUAUUCAAAUGAAGUUAAGCUAGUGAGAGGAGUAUUUUAUUAGGAUAAGAUUUAUGUCAUAUUCCUGAUUUCUUCUUAUCUUUCAGUGGAGCGCAUGCCUCUGAGGCUCAGUUAUGCUUUUGUCCACUUGUGUUAUGUUUCUUGAAGUUCGAAGGGAAUGUUGUUGUUGUUUUUUGCUGUUACAGAAGGAUCUCAUGUAGCACUUAUGAGACCUUGCAGAUGCGGUGACGGAUGGUGUUUUUUUGUUGUUGUUUUUUUAAGAUUGACAAACACUGAAUUUCUUUAAAGCUCGGUUUAAUGUUAAAUCCUAAUGUUAAUUUUCCGGCGUAAUAACUUUCAUUUGAAAUAUUCUGUUACUUGUUACAGGUGCAUUUUGCAGAUUGUCUAGGAAUGAGGGUUUUUUUGGCCGUAUUGGUUUAAGCAGUAAAAAUAAUCACAUCAGUACAACGUGGUCCUUCAAGUUUAAGGUGCCAAAGACGCCAUAUACAUACAUAUCUAAAAGGAUUUCAGUGUUGACUGUGAAGUUUUCGGAAGGGUUAUUUAAUGUCAAACUCGUUUAUUUGUAGCCACUUGCAUCACCUGAUAGAAACCUGCCAAAAAUACUUAAAAAAUAAUUAAAGCCAGUCUGCUCUUAUAAAUAAAUACCUUUAUGUGAUUUGUUGCUGUCCAGACACAUUUAAAACUCGCUGCUUAUUUCUAUAUUUGGGCCUUACGUAAUUAUAAAGAUAUUCUUAGCUGAUUGUGACCUUUUGUGAAUUUAAUCUCUAUUUAAAUGACAUGUAUUUAGAUUUGAAUUACAGAAGCAUACGCAGUAUAUGUGCAUAUGUGGUGUGUCUGCUCAUGUGCAAGGAAAAGCUUCAAGUGUCUAGCUUACUAUUUGCAUAUCUCCUCACAGGAGGCUGAUCUGCAUUUCAUGUCUUAUUUUCUGAGGGUUUUUUUCUUUUUUCUUAACACAUGAAUAUUAAUAUGAAACACAGGAAAUUUUGAUGUCAGUGAUCAGGAAUAGACUUGUUAAAUUUAAAAAAAUAUCUAAGUUUCACUGCAUCUGAGUUGCUGACAUUACAAAUAAUGUUUCAAAAGUCUGUACACCUCAUAUCUUUCGAAAAGGCUUGUCUAUUUUCAUUAUGGAACAGAUCACCAUUUGUAAUGAGUGAUUUUGGAAGUUUUUUAGUAAAUAAAUUCAGCUGUUUGUUUACAGAAUCAAUGCCGGGCUUGC
This is a messenger RNA of Larimichthys crocea (large yellow croaker), 8554 nucleotides long. Its product is annotated as unconventional myosin-XVIIIa. Gene Ontology annotation, cellular component: myosin filament; cytoplasm; myosin II complex. The transcript is spliced from 47 exons. Lineage: Eukaryota; Metazoa; Chordata; Actinopteri; Sciaenidae. Gene Ontology annotation, molecular function: cytoskeletal motor activity; ATP binding; actin filament binding. Bases 355 to 6576 code for a protein of 2073 amino acids. Gene Ontology annotation, biological process: actomyosin structure organization. The record is from RefSeq and is a predicted model, not a curated record.